Messenger RNA from Knipowitschia caucasica, 864 nucleotides. NCBI's taxonomy places the organism in Eukaryota, Metazoa, Chordata, Actinopteri, Gobiiformes, Gobiidae. The record is from the annotation of a GenBank genome assembly.
AUGAACACCAUGACCAGGAUUACCAUUGUGACCACCAUGAACACAAUGAACACCCUUACCAUCGUGACCACAAUGAACACCGUUACCAUUGUGACCACCAUGAACAGCAUGACCACGAGUGGAUCAGAGGAGGUAGAGUCCAAUCACUCCAAAACACUGAAGCCGGAUUUCAAACCUUCUGUCCACGCCCCCCUGCCCCUUCUGUCCACGUCCCCCUGCCCCUUCUGUCCACGUCCCCCUGCCCCUUCUGUCCACGUCCCCCUGCCCCUUCUGUCCACGCCCCCCUGCUCCUUCUGUCCACGUCCCCCUGCCCCUUUUGUCCACGUCCCCCUGCCCCUUCUGUCCACGUCCCCCUGCCCCUUCUGUCCACGUCCCCCUGCCCCUUCUCUCCACGUCCACGUCCCCCUGCUCCUUCUGUCCACGUCCCCCUGCCCCUUCUGUCCACGUCCCCCUGCUCCUUCUGUCCACGUCCCCCUGCUCCUUCUGUCCACGUCCCCCUGCUCCCUUCUGUCCACGUCCCCCUGCCCCUUCUGUCCACGUCCCCCUGCCCCUUCUGUCCACGUCCCCCUGCCCCUUCUGUCCACGCCCCCCCCUGCUCCUUCUGUCCAUGUCCCCCUGCCCCUUCUGUGCCCCCUUGCCCCUUCUGUCCACGUGCCCCCUGUCCACGUCCCCCUGCCCCCUUGCCCCUUCUGUCCACGUCCCCCUGCCCCUUCUGUCCACGUCCCCUGCCCCUUGUUCACGUCCCCCUGCCUAUACAAAGUCAUUGUCCCCCGAAGGGCGAGUUCUACACUGACUGGAGGCACUCUGUUCGGUGUCCUCUUUUAUAUGGUGUACAGGCUCCGCCCCCCCACUCUUGUUGUGUAA